AUGAUACCCAAGUUGUAUUUGAAGCACGCCACCCCGCUCCAAGGAGUCGCCACUGCGCAAACUGCCGUUCCCGUUGUGUACGUGAUGACGCCUACGUUCAAGAGGGCGACGCAGGCACCGGACCUCAUACGAGUCGCCCAGAGUCUGAUGCUGACAACGGCCGUUUUCUGGAUCGUCGUAGAAGACUCGGAAAAGAAAACACAAGUGGUUUCCCGAAUCGUGAAGGAGUCGGGUGUUCCGUUCGUGCACCUGCUCGGUCCGUGCCCCAAAUAUCGGAGAACACCAGGUCACGGCCGCGGCGUGAGCGGUCGACUCCGGGGGCUCGACUGGCUCAGGAAGUACGCUGCUCUUCCCGGAGUGCUCUAUUUCGCCGACGAUGACAACUCGUACGACUACAGGCUCUUCGACGAGAUUCGAUGGACACGGGCCGUCAGUGUGUUUCCAGUCGGAGCUAUUCAGAAGACCGGCGUGAGCAGUCCCGUCGUCGUCGGCGGUCGAGUGGUGGAGUUCUACGACCCCAUGAGAAAGCCGUGGCGGAAGUUUCCAGUAGACAUGGCCGGCUUUGCGGUCAACCUUCGGUUGGUGAUGGGCAACGAUAAACUUAAGAUGCCCUACCAGGCCGGCCAUUUGGAAACGGCCUUUCUCGAGAGCCUCAAUAUUACGAUAAAAGACUUGGAGCCGCUGUGUGAAAACGCCACAAAGAUUUUCGUUUGGCACACUCAGUCCAAGCCUGGUGUUUUCCCCCCUCAUAGCCUUGUUCGUAAAGUGAGCCACUUCAACGAGUCAAACAUGAACAAGCUUUUGACAUUUAUGAACUCUUGA
Molecule: messenger RNA, 822 nt
Organism: Ixodes scapularis (black-legged tick)
Lineage: Eukaryota; Metazoa; Arthropoda; Arachnida; Ixodida; Ixodidae
Product: galactosylgalactosylxylosylprotein 3-beta-glucuronosyltransferase S-like
Exons: 4
Coding region: 1-822 (273 amino acids)
Biological process (GO): carbohydrate metabolic process; chondroitin sulfate proteoglycan biosynthetic process
Cellular component (GO): Golgi membrane
Molecular function (GO): galactosylgalactosylxylosylprotein 3-beta-glucuronosyltransferase activity
Source: RefSeq, a predicted model, not a curated record